AAAAAAAAUCUUGUUUUCCAUUUCCAACCAGUUCCAACCGCCAAGUAACUUACCUUACCUAGACCAAAUUCAACUGGAACUUGGUUCUCAAAUCUUCAAUGGCUUCUGUUCUGUGCUCAGCACCCAUAACUUCCUUCAAUGCUACACCAAAACCAGGGAAGUGUAUGAGCAAUGAUAACAAUCAAAAGCAUGCUCAAUAUGAUGUGUUCCAAAAUUCUCCAGCUGCUAAAUUUGGCAAACUGAAAGCUAAGGCUGCAAAAAGUAAUCAAAGUGGCAAAUCGAAAAGCAUUAUUUGUGCUGAUUGUGAUGGAAAUGGUGCAAUUCAAUGUUCGCAAUGCAAAGGUAGCGGAGUGAACUCUGUUGACAUUUUCAAUGGACAGUUCAAAGCUGGUGACUCAUGUUGGCUUUGCGGUGGUAAAAAGGAGAUGUUAUGUGGAAAUUGCAAUGGAGCAGGUUUCCUUGGAGGUUUCAUGAGCACCUUCGAUGAAUAGAUUUUUUGUUGUUUUUCUGCUAUUUCCGAAGAAUUGAAGUUGAGAGCUGGAUGAUGCAGCAGGAGUGCUUGUGCCAUAUAUAGAAGUCUGAUUUGGUCCUCAGUAGUCAGUACCCUAGAGCAGUUGUAUGUUAGUGAACACAUGUAUCAACAUAGGAGGUUUUUCUUGGAGCAUUUAUAGCUUUUGUAUGAUAUUGUGGCAUGUAAAUCCCUUCUCUGUUUUCGUCUAAAUAUUGGGCAUGUAUGUUAGAAAGUACACUGGUGCUAAAGCAAGCAGAAGACAAUGAUAGUUUCCCCCUACCCAUUCCUGUGAGAACUAAACCUACUCAUUACUGUGAAGGCUAGAUUUCUGUUAGUUAUUUCU
Molecule: messenger RNA, 854 nt
Organism: Quercus lobata
Lineage: Eukaryota; Viridiplantae; Streptophyta; Magnoliopsida; Fagales; Fagaceae
Product: protein BUNDLE SHEATH DEFECTIVE 2, chloroplastic-like
Exons: 5
Coding region: 99-491 (130 amino acids)
Cellular component (GO): chloroplast stroma; protein folding chaperone complex
Molecular function (GO): protein folding chaperone
Source: RefSeq, a predicted model, not a curated record